UUAAUAGGGGUUCAGUAAAUGAUAGCUUCUUAAUAAAUGUUAGAACAACCCCAAAGCCUCUGACAUGCAUCCAGGGUACUUGGCUCCUGUGUAGCUUCUUUUAUCUCUUAUCUGUUGACCAAGAAGAACUAUUGAAGUUACAUAGUAAAUGCUCAGCAAAUUGUUGAAUGAACGAGAGGGCCUUGGUACUUUCUUUGCCCUGUUGCCUUAGACCAGUACUUCACAGUGUGAGUUUUACCCUAGGAGGUGUGAGUUUUACCCUAGGAGGUGUCCUGAGAGAUGCUUUGAGAAAACUGGCCAGUUAGAUUUGGGGAGUGCUGUAGAGUCUGCAGUGUGUAGUUUCUAGCCCUCUCUAGAGAUGAAUAGUGCCUAUCACUGUUCAGAGAAGCUUGGAAAAGUUGGGUAGAGAAGAAACCUCUCUAGCUUUUUAACCUUGGCAUUUUCCAAGUUCCUUUGACUAUAUAGGCAAUGAUAGUGAUAGUACUUCCAUGAGGCUCUGAUGAGGCUUCAAUGAGUUCACGUGUGAGAAGCACUUAGUGCUGGGCAGAGUGAGCACCACAGAGGGGCUGCUGUAACCAUGAUUGUUCAGUGCUUUUUAAUCUGCGGACUCUUCCGAAGUAUUGAGCCAUUCCCUACUGAUGGACAUUUAAGUUAUUUCCAGUGGUAUAUUGUUAUGGACAGUGCUGCAGGAUAUAAAACCCUUUUAUCCUGUGCAGAUAUUUCUGUGGGAGAGAUUUCUAGAAGUAAAAUCGCUGGGUCAAAGAAUAUGCACAUUUUAAAAUUUGAUAGAUCCUUCGGAAUUACCCUCCAAAAUCUAAUCAGCCAUUAUCUAACAGUUCAUUUGCCCAGUAAAGAGAUGAGAAGCUAUCUCCCCUCGUCAGGCAUGCACUGGAUCUCUCUCCCCUCUUGUGAAAUGAAAAUGGAAUGGAACACAAGGGCAAGUCACCUCUUUUCUGUCUUGCAGAGUCUGGCCACAGAUAAGGGACCAAAAUGACGGACUCAAAAUAUUUCACCACAACCAAGAAAGGGGAGAUCUUCGAGCUGAAGGCAGAGCUGAACAGUGACAAGAAGGAGAAGAAGAAGGAGGCAGUGAAGAAAGUGAUUGCAUCCAUGACCGUGGGCAAAGACGUCAGUGCCCUCUUCCCCGACGUGGUGAACUGUAUGCAGACGGACAACCUGGAGCUGAAGAAGCUGGUAUACCUGUACUUGAUGAACUAUGCCAAGAGUCAGCCCGACAUGGCCAUCAUGGCCGUCAACACCUUUGUGAAGGACUGUGAGGACCCCAACCCCCUGAUCCGGGCCCUGGCUGUGCGGACCAUGGGCUGCAUCCGCGUUGACAAGAUCACAGAGUACCUGUGUGAGCCACUCCGGAAGUGCCUGAAGGACGAGGACCCAUAUGUGCGCAAGACGGCGGCCGUGUGCGUGGCCAAGCUCCACGACAUCAAUGCCCAGCUGGUAGAGGACCAGGGCUUCCUGGAUACCCUUAAAGACCUCAUCUCUGAUUCUAACCCCAUGGUGGUGGCAAAUGCAGUGGCUGCCCUCUCGGAGAUCGCCGAGUCUCACCCCAGCAGCAACCUGCUCGACCUGAACCCACAGUCCAUUAACAAGCUGCUGACCGCCCUGAACGAGUGCACCGAGUGGGGCCAGAUCUUCAUCCUGGACUGCCUAGCCAACUACACACCCAAGGACGACCGGGAGGCCCAGAGCAUCUGUGAGCGGGUCACCCCCAGGCUCUCCCACGCCAACUCCGCUGUAGUGUUGUCUGCUGUGAAGGUGCUGAUGAAGUUCAUGGAGAUGUUGUCCAAGGACCUGGACUACUACGGCACGCUGCUCAAGAAGCUGGCCCCGCCCCUGGUCACACUGCUGUCAGCCGAGCCGGAGCUACAGUACGUAGCCCUGCGAAACAUCAAUCUCAUCGUGCAGAAAAGGGCCUGUGACUUGCUCUUUGCUCUUCGGGCAACCUCGCCCACCACCAGGCCUGAGAUCCUGAAGCACGAGAUGAAGGUGUUCUUUGUGAAGUACAAUGACCCCAUCUACGUGAAGCUGGAGAAGCUGGACAUCAUGAUCCGCCUGGCCUCCCAGGCCAACAUCGCCCAGGUGUUGGCGGAGCUGAAAGAGUAUGCGACAGAGGUGGAUGUGGACUUUGUACGGAAGGCUGUGCGAGCCAUUGGCCGUUGCGCCAUCAAGGUGGAGCAAUCUGCCGAGCGCUGCGUGAGCACGCUGCUCGAUCUCAUCCAGACCAAGGUCAACUACGUGGUCCAGGAAGCCAUAGUGGUCAUCAAGGACAUCUUCCGCAAGUACCCCAACAAGUAUGAGAGCGUGAUCGCCACGCUGUGUGAGAACCUGGACUCCCUGGACGAGCCUGAGGCCCGGGCCGCCAUGAUCUGGAUUGUGGGCGAGUACGCCGAGCGGAUAGACAACGCGGAUGAGCUGCUCGAGAGCUUCCUAGAGGGCUUCCAUGACGAGAGCACCCAGGUGCAGCUGCAGCUGCUGACAGCCAUCGUGAAACUCUUUCUGAAGAAGCCGACAGAGACUCAGGAGCUGGUGCAGCAGGUCCUCAGCUUGGCCACUCAGGACUCAGACAACCCGGACCUGCGAGACCGCGGCUACAUCUACUGGCGCCUGCUCUCCACGGACCCCGUGGCUGCCAAGGAGGUGGUGCUGGCGGAGAAGCCGCUCAUCUCGGAGGAGACAGACCUCAUCGAGCCCACGCUGCUGGACGAGCUCAUCUGCUACAUCGGCACCCUGGCCUCCGUCUACCACAAGCCGCCCAGCGCCUUUGUGGAGGGGGGCCGGGGUGUUGUGCACAAGAGCCUGCCGCCCCGCACUGCCUCGAGUGAGAGCACGGAGAGCCCGGAGACGGCCCCUGCUGGAGCGCCCCCUGGCGAGCAGCUGGAUGUCAUCCCCACCCAGGGUGACCUGCUGGGCGACCUCCUCAACCUGGACCUCGGCCCUCCAGUGAGUGGCCCACCCCUGGCCACCUCCUCGGUGCAGAUGGGAGCUGUGGACCUUCUCGGCAGCGGCCUCGACAGCCUGAUCGGGGCCCCCAACUUCGUGUCACCCCCAGCAGCAGCAGUACCAGCCAACCUAGGAGCACCCAUGGGCAGUGGCCUGAGUGACCUCUUUGACCUGACCAGUGGCGUGGGCACCUUAUCAGGAUCAUAUGUGGCUCCCAAAGCAGUCUGGCUCCCAGCUAUGAAGGCCAAAGGAUUGGAGAUCUCAGGCACCUUCACCCGCCAGGUGGGCUCCAUCUCCAUGGACCUGCAGCUGACCAACAAGGCCUUGCAGGUCAUGACCGACUUCGCCAUCCAGUUCAACCGCAACAGCUUUGGCCUGGCCCCCGCCGCCCCCCUCCAGGUCCAUGCGCCGCUCAGCCCCAACCAGACUGUGGAGAUCUCCCUGCCUCUCAACACGGUGGGCUCAGUCAUGAAGAUGGAGCCUCUGAACAACCUCCAGGUGGCUGUAAAGAACAACAUCGACGUCUUCUACUUCAGCACCUUGUACCCGCUGCACAUCCUCUUUGUGGAGGAUGGGAAGAUGGACCGGCAGAUGUUCCUGGCCACGUGGAAGGACAUUCCCAAUGAGAACGAAGCCCAGUUCCAGAUCAGAGACUGCCCCCUGAAUGCGGAGGCCGUGAGCAGUAGGCUGCAGAGCAGCAACAUCUUCACCGUCGCCAAGAGGAACGUGGAGGGCCAGGACAUGCUUUACCAGUCCCUCAAGCUGACCAAUGGCAUCUGGGUGCUGGCGGAGCUGCGCAUCCAGCCCGGCAACCCCAGCUUCAUGCUGUCCCUGAAGUGCCGAGCACCGGAGGUGUCCCAGCACGUGUACCAGGCCUACGAGACCAUCCUCAAGAACUGAGGCCCCAUCCAGCAUCUGCUCCAGCCUUCCACCAGCCGCGUCAAGGAGCCCCCUGGGAGGUAGCAGCACCUCCUUCUCCCGGGAGGGGCUGGGCAAGGCUCCUGGCACCCAUGGGCUUCCCUGGUCCUGACAGUAGGGCCUGCCCGGGUCCUCGGGAUACUCCCGUGCUUGAGACCCCCCCUCUUUCCAUUGCUGCUGACGUUUAGCGUCAGGUGAGGAGGGGACCAAAGGAGCCAGAGUGGCACAAGAGCUGGAUGGGGAGAUCCAGGGUUCUUCUCUUGCUUUUCCCGGCACCUGAGGACGAGCACGCAGUUCCCUCCUGAGUCUCCCAGCCCAGGAAGCCCCCUGCCCCAGGCUCUCUUGGUGGUGCCCUCCCCACCGCCCCUCUCCUGGGACGGGCCCUGGCAGGCGUCCUGGCGUAUGUGGAGGGUCCACUGGGUACCAGGAGAGCUGCUCUGUCAGGGCCUGGGGCUCCCAGGGCCUACAACCCCACCCUCCCGAGCACUGAGCCGCUCGGGGAAGACCAGGCAGAAGCUCCCAGAGCCCCUCCUGGGAUCCUGCUCCCCUGGCAGACACGCACGCCCGCUCCCCCUCUUGGCCGUGAGGAUGGUCUCUGCCUCUGAUACAUUCCUCGAUGUGCCCAGGGUUCCUGGAGCGGAGACAUGGCUGAGAGGUGGGGCAUGUGGGCGAGCGGGGUGCAUCCUGUCUGGGGUUUCUCCUUAGCAUCUGCUGCCCCCCUCCUGGCCUCCUUCAGUUGUGUCUGACAGAGCAUUAGGUUUUCCUGUUACUGCUGUUUAAUAAUAAAGAAAGAUUCUGCUUUUGGCAAUCACGGACACUUUUUUCCUCUUCCACCAAAUGUCAGAAUUAAAAACUGCUUCCAAGUGGUUGAGGAUGGUUUUCUUGAGCCCUGCAGUAACGAUGUCUAAUAUAUAUAAAUAGAGACUAUAUAUUGUAUGUUUACUCUUAUUUUCAAAAAGAGAAAAUGAAUAAAAA
Messenger RNA from Physeter macrocephalus (sperm whale), 4851 nucleotides. It is a transcript of the gene AP1B1, whose product is annotated as adaptor related protein complex 1 subunit beta 1. Gene Ontology annotation, cellular component: membrane coat; clathrin adaptor complex. Gene Ontology annotation, molecular function: clathrin binding. The record is from RefSeq and is a predicted model, not a curated record. The transcript is spliced from 20 exons. Gene Ontology annotation, biological process: intracellular protein transport; vesicle-mediated transport. The coding region runs from base 991 to 3858 and encodes 955 amino acids. NCBI's taxonomy places the organism in Eukaryota, Metazoa, Chordata, Mammalia, Artiodactyla, Physeteridae.